This is a messenger RNA of Penicillium salamii, 1347 nucleotides long. Lineage: Eukaryota; Fungi; Ascomycota; Eurotiomycetes; Eurotiales; Aspergillaceae. The record is from the annotation of a GenBank genome assembly.
AUGUCGACCAACGAACAAGACAGAUCCACAGCAGUGUUGGCUCCUGGCGAUGCAGCAACUCUACAAGACUCAGGCUUAGCGAGUCCUCCUUAUUCUGAUGGCACUCGACGCAUACACAAACGCAGAUUGAAUCGAUCUAGUGAUGAAGACGAUGGUCAUCUCCCACUGACCCCCAUAUCGAUGGACUCCGGCUCCGAUUGCUUCGUCAGUAUCCCGGAGGAUCUUACGUCCUUGGCUACACUUGAGUACAUUGGAUACAAUCGCCAGACUGCCGUUUCUAUCUGGCAACGAUGGAACAACUGGCCCGCUGGCAUCAUAAAGCGUCAAUGCGACGAUUUCGAAAACGGGAUUCCGUUUAUCGAAAUUGCAGAGGCUUAUCUCGAAACCCAACCGGAUACCUGCGACGAGAAUGACUCCGCAUGGCUUGAGUGUCUGGACAGGUACGGCAUGAGUAACGAGUUCACAUCCGCAAUCAUGGACACGAAAUUUCGACACAUCCGCCUUACAGAAACAUGCCAAUUCUGGGCGAUAGACACUCUCAAAUUACGAUACCGUGCACUUGAGGAGGUACAAGAGGCUUCCCGUCAACGUGAACGUGAACAGGCAACUCAACGUGAAUCUUCACGUCCUGGCACACACAGUCCCGAUCCUCCUACACAAAGAUCCAUCUCGGACUCGCUGAGAUCUGCCCCGUGGAUGUCGCCGGAGACUGCUAUGUCUUCCUUUGCAACCCAGGUAGCAGCAAACGCACCGGGGCGAACCCAGUUGUACAAGGGAAUGGACAAAGCACGGAUCAGUGGCCUGUUUCGUAAUGACGGCAGUAUCGAUUACGAAUGCCUUGCGGCCAUACCACCGGCUGAUUUCACAUCGAAAACGAUUGAUAUUUACUUCGGCGUUGAUCGAGAAGUUGCUGUCCGUUAUGCCUGUUACGCCAAGCGUCGCUCUGAGUCCUGUUCCGCGGUGAUUGUGCAAGUGAGCAUCCCCAACUCGGUCAUUGAGACUCUCGCUCCACCGGAAAUCCAGCACGUCUAUUGGCCAACGACAGAGUGGAAAUCGCUUGUGUUCCUUUGUCGUCAACGACGCAAGCUCCCGUCGCAUCUGCGCAAAUUCAAAUUGGCCGAUCUUGUCAUUGGCUCAAUCUGCAAUAAGCCAAACAUGAUCUUGGCUAAUAUGGAAUCUCCAAAUGAGAUCACCGAGCAAAUGGUUUUCAAAACAAAAGAUGGUCGUGUGGCCGUGCAGUAUGUUUUCAAAGGCGAGGGGGGAGACGAUCUAUUACACGAUUCCGCCAAACUUACGGUCUUCCCUUUGACGAGCCGGGAAAUUGAGUCUUGGCGACACACUUCCUAA